AUGGCGCGGGGUGACGGGUGUCGAACUGCGAAGUACGGCGGAGGUUUAUCCUCCAGCAGGGUAUCCCAAGCUGAGAAGAAGUUCGACGUUUUCGGUUCCCCGGAUGCCCAGCUAAGAGUAGGCAAUGCCAGAAGCACCACCCUCUGGCUGAUUCAGUCGCUAGGUGGCACAUAUCUCCCUGAACCACAUGAGGUCUGCGAUUGUCAGCUGUGGUGA
Strongylus vulgaris is the source of this 216-nucleotide messenger RNA. The record is from the annotation of a GenBank genome assembly. NCBI's taxonomy places the organism in Eukaryota, Metazoa, Nematoda, Chromadorea, Rhabditida, Strongylidae.